UUUCCUCCUCCCGGGAUGGGGGCUCAGGGGGCCCAAUGGCGGCACCAGGCUGAAAGCGAACGCCUGGCCGUUAUGGCAGCGAACUGCGCUGGUAUUGCCCUGAGUUGUCACGGCAUCAUCAUGAAGUGUCAUGUAAAGCCUCCUGGCAGUGUGUCACCGCCCAAUAAGGUGGCUACUAGUCCCUUAUUACAAGGAUGUCCUUUAUGUUUUCAUCUUUGAACAAGAUUGGGAGUUACUGAGUGCUGCAAAAACAGCAAGAAAUACCUCACGCGAAUGUAGACUCAGUGGCAUUGUGCACCCUGGAACUCUUGGCAGGGAGGAGAGUUACGGUGGCACACAGAGGACUGUUGCUAUGGCAACAGCAGAAGCUGUCUGCAUCGGUGGGGCCAGGCAGGGUCCGGAAUAGCUUUCUUGGAACUCGGGGGUGAGGACAUCCUCACUGUGCACAGACAUUGCUCUAGAGACAAUGGAGCUAGUAGAAGCAACACAGCCAGCAGAUACAGGGGAGCCUAAGGAGCCAGAGUAUUCUAACCCUCUCCUGAGGCAUGCUCUCACUGGAGAUGUGGAAGGUGUGCAGCAGAUUUUUGCCGACCCAGAAGACCCUGAUGGUGAAAGGGCCAUGCAACUUCUCAUGGAAAAGGACAUCGUAGGGAGAGACGUACUGUACGCAACCAGCAUGGCUGGACAGAGUGCAGUCAUCAGAGCCCUGGCAAAAUACGGAGUGGUCAUGAAGGAUAAAACAGCCAGAGGUUACACACUCCUCCACUGUGCUGCGGCCUGGGGCCAGCUGGAGACUUUGAAAACACUGGUAGAACUGGAAGCUGAUAUUCUAGCAACGACUUUCCAGGGUGAAAAGGCCCGAGAUAUAGCCCACCGUUAUGCACAGAUAGACUGUGUCGAAUUCCUGGACUGGGCAGAAGCUAAGCAGGCUCUGCGGACGUUCAUUGCCCACAUCCAGGCAACGAUUGCAGACCCAGAGAAGGUGCAGGGAAGGCUGAACAAGGAAGACAAGAACAUGUCUCUCAGCGCCUGUCGUGUAAAAUCUGACUGGCUUGAGAACGCCAAGGAGCCCACCAGACAAGACUUCCUGGAUCAGAAGCAGCAGCUAGAAGAUAUCAUGCUUCCUGUCUUCACAAAGCUGGCCACGCCCCGUCCUCUGACAGCUAAGAGCACCAGGUCGGCAUUGAACUGCAGCAAAAUCUGAAGCUUCAUUUCCACAUCUCCUGCCUGUCUCAGGUAUAGCUGUUGUCCCAGAUGGCAGAAAACCUUCUAAGGAUCAUGCCUGCUGAAACAGGAAGGACAAAGCACAGCUGGGCUGUCAGGCUCGCUCUCUCACUUCAGUUAUUACUACAGGGCGCUAGUCAUGUGAGGUGCUUUACAAACACAGAAGGCAAAGGCCCUGUCCUGGAGAGUUUGCAAUCUAAAAAUAGCAAAGUCUCUCACCUGUCCCUCCCUUGAAUCAACAGGUGCAGUUUAAAAUCACCCAGCUGAGCACGUGCUGGAGGCUGCGCUCUGGCUGUCCUUAGUGGAGCUUCUGUUUUUUUUUCCCAUGCUGGUUUAAACCUCAGUCUCCUUCUCGUUUGGGUCAAGGCCAUUCUGUGACUGGGACAAGGGCUCGGCCUACGUGUGCUCAUUGUGUUCUGGGCCAAGCAUGGAUGGUCCCCAAGGGUUAUGCUGGGGCAUCUUUCCCUGACUGGAAUCGCCUGGCUGCCAGAGCCUCCGUGACUUGACUCUCAUUCUGUAGUGCUAUGUGCUGCCCACAAGCAAGAUGCUCACAAGAGUCUUUCAGCCAGGAUCCAUCAGAAUGAAUUCCAUCUGUUCACCUGGGUAGUGGAUCCAGCACAUGGCUGCUCACAUAAUCUUCUUGAUGAUGCAAAAAAUUAAUCAAAUAGCAGUAAUAACUCCUCAGCCAUCCGGUGUGACUCAUUGCCAUGGCAGCAGGCAGAAAGCCAGUUUGCACCAAACAUGCCAUAAAAUUAGUCAAAUCCACCACCAUAUGAGCCAUUGCUUUUGAUUACUUAGCUGUCCCAUGCAUGCGCCCUGUGGCUGAGCUCUGACUAGGUCUUAAGGGAAGCUUGUGGGUAGGUCAGAGAGUAGCUCUGUUUGGCCCUUCUGUUGCCACAGGCACCUUAUAAAAUGCCCUCUUUAAAAAGUG
Chelonoidis abingdonii (Abingdon island giant tortoise) is the source of this 2155-nucleotide messenger RNA. It is a transcript of the gene ANKRD45, whose product is annotated as ankyrin repeat domain 45. Gene Ontology annotation, molecular function: protein binding. The record is from RefSeq and is a predicted model, not a curated record. NCBI's taxonomy places the organism in Eukaryota, Metazoa, Chordata, Testudines, Testudinidae.